AGAUAAGAGAUAAGGAUUGGAAAAAGACGCUAAGUUAACCUCUUACCUCAGCAAUGUAACAGCAACUCUAAAAUGGAUUCUUUUCUGGUGUUUCUUUUCUUCCCUUUUAUCUACGUUUAUUUCUUGUUUGUGAAAGAUCUGGUUCAUGAAUUUUCAAGAGUUAAAGGUCUGCCGUUAAAGAUUGAUUACCUGUCCUUUUGAUUAUGUUACUCUUCAUUUCAAUUGUAGCCGUUAACUUCAACAUUGGCUCUUGCUCAUUGUUUCACACAACCUGUAGGCCUUUUAUCUGAAUCACAUCAUCGAGAUGUUCGUCCUUCAAUGAUUAUCAUCAAGUAACUGGAAGAGGAGAAAGAAAAAAGGAAUAAGACGUAAACAGAGGUAAACUUAUGAUUACUUUUAUUAGCGUUUGAAAAAACCUUUCAAGGCAAAAUUAAGUGGAGAGUUAAGCAAGUUAAACAUGAUGAUGACGACGUUGAAGAUGAUGAUGAUGAUGGGUAAUCAGUUUUAAUUGUAGUAGUUUUCUCACUCUAAUCUCUCCUUGCUCUUAUUCUUGUUGCUUCGCUUCUACUUCUCUUUACCUCUUUUGUCUAAAGUUACUGUUGUUUCUCAAUUGUUUCUUUGCAUCUUAUUUCGCCUCUUAUUUUACUGGACCGAAGUCCGUGUUUCAAGUGGUCCUCAAUCUAACAAUGGUUUACGAGGAUAAUAUCUUGAAUGACAAAUUUGAACCAACAUAUUUGGGUUUUGACUUUAGCACGCAACAGCUAAAAGCCAUCGCAAUCAACGAAAAAUUGGAAAUAAUUCAUCAAGCAGCUGUUCAAUUUGACAAUGAUUUGCCCGAAUUCAGAACACAAGGAGGUGUCAACAAGAAAGAGGGAAGCAAUGUUGUGACUGCUCCACCAUUAAUGUGGGUUAAAGCUCUUGAUAUGGUAUUAGAAAGGUUGAAAAUUUCUGGUCUGGAUUUUGGAACAGUUCAAUCAAUUAGCGGAACUGGGCAACAACAUGGCUCUGUGUAUUGGAAGAAAGGUUCCAGAGAAAAGUUGAAGUCUCUCAAUUCAGCCAAAUUUCUUCACCAUGAACUACAAGACGCUUUUACUCUGAGAGAUUCCCCUAUUUGGAUGGAUUCAUCUACAACAGAACAAUGUCAGGCACUAGAAAAAGCUCUUGGAGGACCAGAAAAAUUAGCAACUAUAACAGGAUCCCGUGCAUAUGAGAGGUUCACCGGCCCUCAAAUAGCCAAAAUAGCUGCCACUAGACCAGAAGUUUAUAACGCCACUGAACGAAUAAGUUUAGUCAGUUCUUUCGCUGCUUCACUUUUUCUAGGUGAUUAUGCUCCUAUUGAUUUGAGCGAUGGAUCAGGAAUGAACCUAUUGGAUAUUUGGUCUGGUAAAUGGUCUCAAAUAUGCUUAGAUGCUACCGCUCCUGGUUUGAAAAGCAAAUUGGGUGAUACUGUUGUACCGAUGGCUACUGUAAUAGGUCCAAUAUCAAGCUAUUAUGUUGACCGUUAUGGAUUUUCAGAAUCUACUUCUAUUGUUGCUUUUACUGGAGACAAUCCAGCUUCUUUGGUUGGUUUGGUGCUUGAUGAAGGAGACAUUGGAGUUAGUCUGGGAACUUCCGAUACAGUUUUUCUCUCUCUGCGAAACCCAACACCUUCCGUUAACUGGCAUAUUCUGAUUAACCCUAUUAAUCCUGACGACCAUAUGGCUUUACUCUGUUUCAAAAAUGGUUCAUUAACUCGAGAGAGAAUCCGAAAUGAAACUGCUGAAGGAAGCUGGGACAUUUUCAAUGAACUUAUUGAAUCAACUCCUCGUGGAAAUUUUGGCAACAUUGGAUUUUACUUUGAUAGUACUGAAGUUUACCCUCUGGUUAAAGGAGAUUUCAGAUUUAAUAAAUUCAAUGAAAAAGUUGCCCGACUUUCAAAGGAGGUUGAAGCUAGAGCUGUUAUCGAGGGUCAAUUUCUGCGACUACGUCUUCAUGCAUCUUCUCUGGGUUAUACUGAAAUAAGUGAUUCAUGCAUUAAAGUAACAGGAGGAGCCUCAUGUAACUCGACUUUCCUCCAAAUUUUAUCAGACGUUUUUAAUAAGCCAGUCUAUCGACAAACAAUGGGAAAUUCAGCAUCUUUUGGAACAGCCUUGAUGGCUAAAUAUGCAUUAGUUGCAGAUAAAAUAAGUUUCAAAGAAAUGUCAAGUAGCUUGGAAAUGUUCAAAUUGGUUUGCAAACCAUCAAAAGAUGCACAUGGAAUUUAUACACCCAUGGUUGAAAGAUACAAAAUUCUGGAGGAUAAAAUCAAAACAGAGACAGAAACAAAUAAUUAAUUUCCAAUGAUACAGACAAGACAAUAUUUUGUGCAAUUUCAUUAUACACUUACUAUUCAAUCAUAUUUCCACAUAUCAUAUCGUUUUAAAUACCUUUAAGCAGAGACAAAAAAAAAUUUUACAAAUUAUUGAACUUAAACAAGAGAAAAUUUUUUACCAAUUUUUCAUGAAAACUGUAACUUUCUGAAUUUUUAUAAGAAAUAAAUUUGGAAUUUACUCUUAAUGUUUAA
Tetranychus urticae (two-spotted spider mite) is the source of this 2542-nucleotide messenger RNA. The record is from RefSeq and is a predicted model, not a curated record. NCBI's taxonomy places the organism in Eukaryota, Metazoa, Arthropoda, Arachnida, Trombidiformes, Tetranychidae.